Rhagoletis pomonella (apple maggot) is the source of this 836-nucleotide messenger RNA. Its product is annotated as protein insensitive-like. The transcript has a single exon. The record is from RefSeq and is a predicted model, not a curated record. Bases 19 to 825 code for a protein of 268 amino acids. Gene Ontology annotation, molecular function: transcription corepressor activity; DNA binding. Gene Ontology annotation, cellular component: nucleus. Lineage: Eukaryota; Metazoa; Arthropoda; Insecta; Diptera; Tephritidae. Gene Ontology annotation, biological process: positive regulation of neuron differentiation; negative regulation of Notch signaling pathway.
CAGUCGCUUGAGACGCCAAUGGAUCUGCGAGUACUGCAAGUAACACAAACUGAGCGAAACCAAGAAAGAAAUUCGAUUUCGGAAACACCGUUCACAGGGAUAUCGCAUUUAAAACGCAGACUAGAUUUCGAAUCAUGGACCAAUAGUAGCCGUAAAAAACGUCGACGUCUAGCAGAAAUUGAUCAUGAACAGCGACGUAGCCCCACAGCGGCACCCACAAGCAAUGUGAGAUCUUCAGCUGCCGAAGCAAUGAUAGCACUACAGGCUCCAACGUCCAUAAACCAAUUAAUGCCUAUGGUACAAAUAUUCAUUUACCCUGCUGAAUCUGCGGCCAAGAGGCGAUCAAUCAACAAAGAGGAAGAACCCCCAAUAAACCCUGUAAUUAAAGCGGAACCAAACACAGCUGCAGUCGCUACGGAAUAUCUGACAAUAACACCGGACUUACCGCCCGCAGUUACAACAGAGGAGAAACCAACCACCCUAACAAUAGGUCCAAAUGGUACAACCGUUUUGAGGGACGCUUUCGAAAAUAUCAAUUGGAGCGUGCCAACAAUUGCUACGCGUUCACUGCUGUCACUUAUAUUCGAUCGGGACACGCUAGCAACUCAUACGCUCAGCGGUAAACCUUCGCCAGCAUUCCGUGGCCGUGAGCGUCCACCGAAGCGACAGUUGGAUCCAUUAAAAGUAGCCGAUAUAAUUCAUUGUGUGCAAAGUAAGAUAAAGUAUUCGGAUCGCGAAAUUCGUACAACCAUCACUAUGAAAUGUGCCGAUGCUACCAAAGUAACUAAACGCAGUCUCAGCAAGAAAAUCAAGAAUGAAUUGUAGAUUUAGGUUUA